AUGCUAUCAAGACUGAUUCAUAAUGAGAGGACUGCGAGGAAUGCGAAGCCCUAUUGUCAGUGCUGGAACCAGAACAGGCCUAGACUGUGGGAGAGCAGUGGAGGCUGUGCGUGUGGAGAGCAUGCUGACAUUAGUGAAUGGAGAUGGGAGAUGCCAGAGAGUACAGGCACCAGUUGGGUGAUGAUGUGUCCGGAUCAGAAGCAGGUGACCUUCCAUCCGUUCUACAGUUCCGGCACCGCUGCAGUCAAGGGUGAUACUCCGCUAGUCCGAGAUUACCACUACUAUUGGGAAAUCAAGAUGUUAACAGAGCCUUAUGGAACUGAUAUUAUGGUAGGCCUAGGUACAAACAAAGUCAACAUGGCGGAUUCUCUAUUCACAUUCACAUCGUUUCUGGGCCGGAACGGGGAGUCCUACGGGCUGUCGUACACCGGUGCCCUACGACACAACGCCUCUGUCACCAGGGAUAACGUAGGCUUCUGCAAAGGCAGCAUCAUAGGCGUCAAAGUGGACCUCUGGCAGGGGACUCUGGAGUUUUAUAUUAAUAGAAAGUCCCAAGGUAUAUCAUUCUACAACCUCCGUCGGCAUCAGGCUCUAUACCCCAUGAUUUGCUCUACGGCGGCGCAGUCCUCAAUGCGGCUGAUUUACGCGGCGUCCUGGCAGGCCUCCCUGCUGGUGGACGCUGCCAAAAUCCUGGCCGCAUCAGUCAACGGAGAGAAGUCGCUGUUCCUACCUCCAGGGCUGAAGCAUACGUUAAAGUCACAGUUCUGGUUGACACUGCCUAAUCAUAAAUGUAUCCUAGACGUAGACGAGGAAACACCUGAAUUGAGUCCAUCAUCCCCAAGCAAGCCUGACUCGAGUAUGCUAAGCGAGAUUUUCCCGAGUCCUUUCAUGAAUGGCUACUACGUGGACAAUGUUGAACGAGACUACAGAAUAGUCGUGUGGGAAUAA
Spodoptera littoralis (African cotton leafworm) is the source of this 948-nucleotide messenger RNA. The record is from the annotation of a GenBank genome assembly. Lineage: Eukaryota; Metazoa; Arthropoda; Insecta; Lepidoptera; Noctuidae.